CCCGCUGCUCUGGAGUCGUUGGCCCGGGGCAGGCGAUGGGCUCGGCGGCCGCCCCGGGGCGCGCCACUUGGGUACUGGCUGGGGGCCUCCUGGCCGCCGCCCUGGCUCUGCCCGCCGGGUCCGGGGGCCGAGGCUGGCUCCCCGCGGGCCCCCGACUCCCCCGGCGUACGCUGGGCGCGCAAGCGCCCUCGGAUCGCUCCGCAGCCCCCGGGGCGGGGCCCGAGCGCGCCGCGCAGCAUGGAGACAUUUCAAGACACAUUCAAGGAACUCCUGAGAAUGGAGUGAUUUUUCAGAAAUGUGCAGUGGUGUCAGGGCCGAGCGUGUCGCAGAUGGUUCGGGUACGUCUACUGGUGAACAACACCCAGACGCCGGCAGCAGCCAACCUCUCAGACCUGCUUCUGCUCGACAACAUCACCGGCCUCACCGUCAGGGAGUCGACUGGAAACAGGACCUCGGCGGGUUUCCAGACCUUCAGGAGGAGGUUCCUGUCAGUCGGAGACUCCUUCUCAGUCAGCUACAUAGCCUCGCUGGAGGCCGGAGCCGUCGUGCGCGGGGGAGCCCUGGUGCUGCCUGCCCAGCUCACCUGUCAGAGUUCGUCACUGAACAGAACUCAGCUAAGGGCACUUUUCACUAUCACAGCCGAAGAAAAGGUGAAGAUUCUACCAAACCACGGCCUCCACGCAGCUGGGUUCUUCGUGGCCUUCGUUGUCUCCCUUGUGCUGACCUGGGUCACCCUUUUCUUCAUGGUUCGGUAUCAGUGUUUGAAGGGAGGCGUGUUCAGCAGACAUCAGGGUCGGCAUCGCGAGAGCAAGCUGGAGCACGCCCAGUUUACGUCGGCCGAUGCUUUGAAUGAAGAUCUUGCUCUAAAUGACCAGAUGAUAGACAUUCUGUCCUCAGAGGACCCCGGGAGCGUGCUGCAAGCCUUGGAAGAGUUGGAGAUCGCAACCCUGAAUCGGGCCGACUCCGACCUGGAGGCCUGUCGAACCCAGAUCAGCCAAGAUGUCAUCGCCCUUCUACUGCGAGGCCUGACCAGCAGGGGCCACCUCUCCCCUCCCGCAGAGAGGAGGAUGGGCGCUUUUUUCAAAAAGCAGUUUCUCUUGCUGGAGAAGGAAAUACAAGAGGAGUACGAUCGGAAGAUGGUGGCGUUGACGGCUGAAUGCGAUCUGGAAACAAGAAAGAAGACAGAGACCCAGUACCAGAGGGAGAUGGCGGCGAUGGAGGAGGCGGAAGAGCUGCUGAAACGUGUUAGCGAGAGGCCCGCCGCCGAGUGCAGCAGCCUCCUGCGGACCCUGCACGGCCUGGAGCAGGAGCACCUGAGGAGGUCCCUCGCUCUGCAGCAGGAGGAAGACUUCGCCAAGGCUCGCCGGCAGCUCGCCGUUUUCCAGAGAAACGAGCUGCACAGCAUCUUUUUUGCCCAGAUAAAAAGUGCCAUUUUCAAAGGGGACCUGAAGCCAGAGGCAGCUAAAAUGCUGCUGCAAGACUAUGCGAAAAUCCAGGACGAUGUAGAAGAGUUAAUGGACUUUUUCCAGGCCAGUAAGAGGUAUCAUCUAAGUAAAAGAUUCGGCCACAGAGAGUACCUGGUCCAGAACAUCCAGUCGUCGGAGACCCGCGUGCGGGGGCUCCUGAGCACCGCGGCUGCGCAGCUGACCCUCCUCAUCCAGAAGCACGAGAGGGCUGGGUACUUGGAUGAAGAUCAGACAGAAGCGCUGUUGGAACGGGCUCAGACAGAAGUCUUCUCUAUAAAGCAGAAGUUGGACAAUGACUUAAAGCAGGAAAAGAAAAGGCUCCGCCAAAAGCUAAUAAUUAAGAGAAGACGAGAGAUGCUGCAAAAGCACAAGGAGCAGCGGAAGGAGCAGCUGUCCAUCGCGGACGCCUUCCGCGCCGCUGAGGACGCGGGCCAGUACCUGGGCCAGUGGCGGAGCCUGGUGGCAGACCACAGCGCCGCCCUGGAGGAGCUGCAGGAGCGCCUGGACCAGGCUGCCCUGGAUGACCUCAGGGCCCUGACACUGUCGCUGUUCGAGAAAGCCACCGAGGAGCUGCGGCGCCUGCAGAACUCCGUGGUGACCCAGGAGCUGCUCAAGCGUGGCGUGCCCUGGCUCUUCCUGCAGCAGAUCCUGGAGGAGCAGGGCAGGGAGGUGGCCGCCCGGGCCGAGCAGCUCGAGGGCGAGCAGAGGGACAGGGACCAGGAGGGCGUCCAGAGCGUGAGGCAGAGACUGAAGGACGACGCUCCCGAGGCCUCGACGGAGGAGCAGGCAGAGCUGAGACGCUGGGGGCGCUUGAUCUUUACGAGGCUCUGCUCCGCGGCCUUCUCCCUGUCGGAGGAGGAGCUGCUCCGGCUGCGGCAGGACGUGCACGGCUGCUUCGCCCAGAUGGACAGGAGCCUGGCGCUGCCCAGGGUCCGGGCCCGCGUGCUGCUGCAGCGGCUUCAGACGGCGCGGCGGGAGGCGGAGUUCCUGAAGUUGGACCAGGCCCGGGCUGUCCCCGAGCUGCAGCAACAGUCCAGGGUGAGGAAGCCGCGUGCCAAGAGUAAAAGCAAGAUCGACCUUUUGAAGAAGUGCAUUGAGGAUAAAAUUCAGCUCUUUGAGGAACCGGCCCCUGAAGACCUGGCUGAAAAGGUCCGAGGAGAGCUGCUCCGGGAGCGGCUGCAGCAGCUGGAGGCCCAGGAGGGCCGCUUGGCGGAGUCCCUCGUCUCCCUGCAGUUCCAGAAGGCGGCCCGGACGGCCAGGACGCUGCGGGCCUACACGGCCCUCCUGGGCCUCCAGGACCUGCUGCUGGAGGAGCUGCGUGUGUCGGAGACCCUGACGCGGGCAGCCUGCGCCCAGGUCCUGGAGUCGCAUGGCCCUGAGCUCCAGGAGCUGGAGCGGAAGCUGGAGGACCGGCUGGCCCAGCAGGAGGCAGCGCAGCUGCAGCGGGCCCUGGCCAGUCGGCAGCAGUGGGCAGGGGACGGGCCCGGGCUCCUGAACGAGUCUGAGGACGCAGAUCCUGAAAGGCAGGUGUCCGCUGUCCUGCGGCGCGCCCUGAGCAGGAGCCAGAGGUUACUGGAGCACCAGCAGCAGAGUCUGAGGGAGGAGCAAGAGGACAGUGCCGUGCUGGAAGACUUGCUGGAGACGCUGGAGGCGGACACCUUUGCCACCCUGUAUAGCCAGGAGCUGCGGCUGGCCUCCUACCUGUCCAAGCUGACGACGGUGCCGGCGGGCACGCUGCGCCGCCUCCUGAGCGUGGCUCUGCCCACAGCCUCGCCGCCCGAGCUGCUGGCCGUGCUCGAGUCGGUCAGCCAGAAGCAGCCGGACCCCGCGGUGGAGAAGGACGGCGGUGGGGAGCCGGCCGACCCGGGCAGAAGGGGGAAACACCAGGGCUGGUGGCGGGAACUAGAAAACAAACUGCGUGGGGAACUCAUAAGCAAAGGAUCAGAAAAGAUGCGGUGGGCUCGCCAGAGGAAGGAGAGCAUCCUGGAGAAGACACGUCCCCCCCUCAGAGAGAGGACGACGCUCCCUGGAGAGGGGAGUUGGCCGCACCUGACCCUGGAAUCCAGCGACGAACUGGUGCCUGUGCCCCUUGUAGGGGCAGAAACCAUCGAUCUCUUAAACACAGGCGAGAAGCUCUUUAUAUUCAGGAACCCAGUGGAUCCGGAGGUCUCACUGCACGUUCCUCCCAGGAGAAAGAAGAACUUUCUGAACGCCAAGAAGGCCACCUGGGCCCUGGGCCUGGACUAGCCACAGGAGGCGCCAAGGAGCCUGAGAGAUCUGUUUUCUCCUGCCCACCUGCGUGUGUGUUCAUAACGUAUGAGCUGAAAAUAGAAGUCGCACGUGGAAGGCACAGACAUCCCAGCGAGCCCCCUCCCCGACCUUCAAGGACCCCAUUUACUCCGUUCGCAUGAAUUCCCCGCCGG
This is a messenger RNA of Pteronotus mesoamericanus, 3889 nucleotides long. RefSeq names its product EvC ciliary complex subunit 2 (gene EVC2). NCBI's taxonomy places the organism in Eukaryota, Metazoa, Chordata, Mammalia, Chiroptera, Mormoopidae. The transcript has 20 exons. Gene Ontology annotation, biological process: smoothened signaling pathway. Gene Ontology annotation, cellular component: plasma membrane protein complex; ciliary membrane. The coding region runs from base 36 to 3713 and encodes 1225 amino acids. The record is from RefSeq and is a predicted model, not a curated record.